AUGGACUCCUCACGUCUUCCACCCGAGACCCCGCGCAGACAGCUGCUCAAGCGCAUCCACAGGAGGAGCUCCAUCCUCCCCUCGAUCCUCCCCUCGAUGGACCCUGCAUCUCACACGGCAACUUCCUCUUCUACAAGCUCGACUCGUUCGACAUCACGACGCACAUCGCUCAUUCCUGACAACACGUCUCCACUUCUAGGCACUACUGCAUUGGAAAAGCACGACGAGGCGGACGAAGACUAUGAGCGGACCGACCAACACCAUGUCAAGUCCGAGGCUGAACGGUUCGACGACCAACCAGACUCAACAAGUGUCAAUCGAGAUGAGCAGGAAUUCCAUGACGAUGAGAAUGGCGAGGAGGCUGCAUGGGCUCAGGUGGAUGAACUGAUGGACACGCUUCAGCUUCGGAACCAACGCAUCCUCGAGCUAGAAAAGAGUGUUUCGCAGCUCCAGCGUGACCUGCAAGUCGAGAAAGACCGCACAAGAUCAUCCAAGGCCAAGGGCAGCUCCGCCAAUACUGAAGAAAAGGGGCUCACGAGAGCAGCUGCAGUCAAGCUCGAGCGCGAGUUCCUAUCGCAAGAAAUGAUCCUCAAAGGCUUGCAACGCGACAACGAGGAUAAGACGCUCGAGGUCGAGGCGCUUCGGCGCAAAGUUAAGAUCAUGUCCGACUUUCUCGCGCGACAGUACGGUGCUGACGAUUGGGAGGCUGUCGUCUCUGCUUCGUCCGGUCUUGCCUCUGUCUCCGCCGGAGCGAAAGAGUCACUAUCAACAGCGAGUCCAGACAAGGAAAGCCUCAGUGCAGUGGCCCGUGUGCUCAACGCUGCGAACGCUGGUAGUCCGCGUGCAGCCAACAGGGGCAAGUUCACACCAGUGCUCGGCUGCGAUGUCGGUAUGAAUCCCUUUCUACCCUCUGCUUCGAGUCCUACCAAAGGUCCCGGUGCCAGCAACAACGACGAUAUGGUCAUCCCCACCCUUGCUAGGCUACAAACACCAACAUCCAGCCCCAGCAAGCUGUUCAUCUCGUCAUUUGCAGCACCUGCAUCAUCUCACGCAGCUGCAGAAGCAAAAGCAGAAGCAAAUACAGAUGCAGACACAGAUGCAGACACAGAUGCAGACGUAUCGGUCGACCAAGCUGCUGCUGCGCAUUCCGAGCAAGCGUCGAUGCCAACGCACAACACUCUGGAUCGCAGAACUGAUACCAAGGGCGCUCUGCCAGCGGGCGUGGAUGCCAACGUGCUGCUCGCGUCGAUCGAAAGCGUCCGUCUACUCAUCCAAGGCUUUGAAAGGAAGAAUGCGAUGCGCAGAGCCGAGCUCGAGUCGACCAUCGAUAAAGCUAUCGAAGCAGAGCGCAGAGCGGAGCACCUUCAAGCGCAUGCGUCGGCUGUGUCUGCCCUUGCACCGUCGUCGUUCGAGCCAAAUUCGAUCACUACCUAA
Mycosarcoma maydis (corn smut) is the source of this 1434-nucleotide messenger RNA. RefSeq lists its product as uncharacterized. Lineage: Eukaryota; Fungi; Basidiomycota; Ustilaginomycetes; Ustilaginales. The coding region runs from base 1 to 1434 and encodes 477 amino acids. The transcript has a single exon. The record is from RefSeq and is a predicted model, not a curated record.